This is a messenger RNA of Drosophila novamexicana, 2844 nucleotides long. It is a transcript of the gene MFS17, whose product is annotated as vesicular glutamate transporter 3. The transcript is spliced from 4 exons. The coding region runs from base 17 to 1507 and encodes 496 amino acids. Gene Ontology annotation, molecular function: transmembrane transporter activity. NCBI's taxonomy places the organism in Eukaryota, Metazoa, Arthropoda, Insecta, Diptera, Drosophilidae. Gene Ontology annotation, cellular component: plasma membrane. Gene Ontology annotation, biological process: monoatomic anion transport; transmembrane transport. The record is from RefSeq and is a predicted model, not a curated record.
ACAUCCUGCGCAGAUAAUGUAUGUUAUACCGAUGGAAAAGCGAAGACCUUAUUCGUAUUAUACGAGUGUUAGAGAUAAAAUUCCAGCUCGGUUGGUUUUAUAUUUUCUUUCCUGGUCUGGUUUUCUGGUAUCAUUCAUGAUGCGAAAUGAUAUGAAUUUUGCUUUGGUUGCUAUGAUAUCAAAUGGCAAUGAAACACUGACUGAAAAUCAAAGUGUAUCUAAUACAUUAUAUAUGGGCAGUGGCUCUGAAGACCAUUCAUCAAUAGUGAAAUCUGUGAUAAUAAGUUCAUUCUAUUGGUGUUACGUGCUAUCUCAAGUAGUUGGUGGAGUUUCUACUCAAGCAUUUGGAACCAAGUGUGUAUUCGGUUGGUCACAAAUGGCAACUGCAUUAUGCAGCCUUCUUAUGCCAUUAGCUGCAGAAUUUCAUUAUGCUGUCGUAAUUUUUUUACGAUCAAUUCAGGGAUUUGCUUCUGGCUUAACUUGGCCUGCAAUGUACGCUAUGGUGGGCUAUUGGAUACCCACGACGGAACGUUCACGGUUUAUGUCAAGCUUUCAAGGAUUUAGUAUUGGAAUUGGCUUAACGUAUCCACUGUGUGGGUUCAUUAUUACAAAUUUUGGUUGGCAACUGGUUUUUUAUACAACUGGAGCAUUAGGAAUUGGAUGGUGCGUUUUAUGGUACAAUUUAGCUUAUAACACACCACAGGAACAUCCCAGAAUAACCAAAGAGGAACUAAAUUACAUUGAGCUUAAUAUUGGUGAAGAUGUACGAAAUGCAUACACAGUGAAAGUGCCUUGGGGGCAAAUAUUUAGAUCCUUGCCAGUUUGGGCAAUUGCAAUUACAACCUUCGGCAGAAUAUUUAUACAUUAUGUUUUUAUAGUUAAUGGGCCGACUUUUAUGAACCAUAUUCUUAAGUUUGAGUUUGGAACAAAUGGAAUUCUGUCGGGAAUGCCUUUUCUUUGCUCUUAUAUUUCGUCGGUAUUUUUUUGUUAUAUUGCAGAUAAACUGUUAUUUCAUAAAAUUUUGGGUCUUACAACAGUGCGAAAAGUAUUUACUGCCUUAUCGCAAGUUGUUCCAGGAUUACUUAUUUUAUGUAUAGGUUAUAUAGAUAACAUACCGCUUCUCUUGACUACCUGGUUCAUAGCAGUUAUUUUUAUUACGGCAUCCUACGCGGGAGCAAUGGCCAAUAUUAUUGACAUUGCGCCAAACUAUGGACACUCAGGAGCAGUAUUAGCCUUCUGCCAAACGAUUCAUAUGUCGGCGUCUUUCCUAUCACCAUUGACCGUUGGAUUCUUAGUAACUCAAGAGGAUUCCAUUGAUCAGUGGCGAACAGUUUUUGAAGUAUCGGCAAUUAUUGCUAUGUUGACUUAUAUGUUUUAUCAGUGGUUCGGUACUGCAGAGAUACAAUCGUGGAAUAUCCAACGGCCAAUCAGUAAUCAGCUUCAAGAAGCAGAAAAAAUGUUUUUCAAGGAGAAUGGUGCAACACAGUUAACUACCAAGGCAAAAUGAAAAUUAAUAAUAAUAUGUGACCAUAAAAGUUAUAUGUUCAGCCUUUAUGUAUAAAGUUUCCUUAGCAUUUAGUUUUACUAUAACUUCUACUUUUAAUUUAGAUUAUGAUUAUAAAAAAAUGGUUAUUGCUUAAAUCCGUAGUUACUGUAAAGUUUCUUAAAUGGGGCUAUAACACCAAUCUUUUUGACGAGUGGAGUGAGUGCGCUGUCAUAAAUUUAAUUUUGUAAUAUUCUAAUCUAUACAUAAAACUGUUUGUAAUGUUUGACUGAUUGUUGAUCAACGCAUAGCCCAAACCGUAAGAGCUAGGAAGCUGAAAUUUUCACUGUAGUUACCUUAUGUGAUGAAGGUGCAUGUUAAGACAGGAUUUCGGGAAAUUGCACCCGCAUUUGUGGAAUAAUCGCGUACAACUUAUGAAACUUAUUGUUUACCAUCCGAUCCGCCUCAAACUCGUUUACAAAGAUCUUUGUCAAGAUUCAUCUGAUGGGUGUUUGGCAUUUUUGGAAAGUCCAUCCCUCCUUGGUGGAAAUGGGGGUUAAGGCUGUUAAAUUUCGGGCUCAAAUCAUUUUCAAAGAUUCAAAGAUUUUUUGGGCGAAGUUUCAAAUGUUGUCCUGUUGGGGAACUGCUUGUUUCUCGGUGGGCCGCGCCGGCUGGCUCAUCGGUUUUUCUGGGUAUAAUUCCAACAACAACAAAGCUACAUGUCUGUGGCAAAACAGACCUACACAAGACUAUGCAAAACAAACCACAAACUCCAAUAACACCACACAGUCGACUCUAACGUCUGAACAACAUAAACAGCUGCGAUGACAAGUAAAUGUGAACAACAUAGGUGAGACGCUUAUAUAAAUAAACAACACUAUUAAGCCACUUUAGUUUUCAUCACCCCCAGGAAGCCCGUUCACCUCUCAUCUUGGAUGCACUCCUUGAUGCCAGGCGGUAGCGACUGCCGAUAUGUCUAGUAGGCUUGUGCAAUCGCCGCAUUCAACGCCGACUUAAUGACCGAAUCGAUGGAUGUUUUUGGAAACUCUAGGUUCCCUAGAUGCCCCUUCGUCGGGAUGGUUCUCUCUGGGACUCCUCGAUGGUUCAUUGGCGCUCCCCUAGAUCUCCUGCAGGUAGCGGCGGUGGCGAUGUGGACGCUUCAUCAGCGUCUGAAACCCAAUUGGCUCCCUGAUCCUCAGCCAUGAAUGACCCCUAACCACAAGACACUAACCUUAUUCUUAAUAACACCUAUACACACUAACAGUGACUAAAUAACUACACCACAAUCCAAGGCAAAUUUUGCUCAUAUUGCAAUAUAAGUAAAUAAAUAAGCAAAUAAAUAUCGACAAAACAACUCACAA